This is a messenger RNA of Dunckerocampus dactyliophorus (ringed pipefish), 1961 nucleotides long. RefSeq names its product glucagon receptor-like. Gene Ontology annotation, biological process: cell surface receptor signaling pathway; adenylate cyclase-modulating G protein-coupled receptor signaling pathway. The record is from RefSeq and is a predicted model, not a curated record. Gene Ontology annotation, cellular component: plasma membrane. Gene Ontology annotation, molecular function: peptide hormone binding; glucagon receptor activity. Lineage: Eukaryota; Metazoa; Chordata; Actinopteri; Syngnathiformes; Syngnathidae. The transcript has 13 exons. Bases 191 to 1567 code for a protein of 458 amino acids.
CACCGGGGAAGACGCGUGGAGGAGCCUCUGCAUGCUGAAUAAUUGCAGCCACGCUGGAAAAGCAUGUAAAGCUGCAAGGACAGGAGACUUCCACGCAGAGAGCAUCACUGUCUGUGGCAGUAAUCAUUUUGCGCUUUCCACGUCGCAUUCCUUCCUUCCCUUCGGCUGCCUUUAACUUGAGGAAGAAGACAUGAUGGAUAGAACACGACACAAAAUGGCCAUUAUGUUUUUGCUGCUUGUAAAGCUGCCAGGGAUGGAGACAGCCAGUGGGAAUGUGUUAGAGGAGACUUAUCACAAGUGGGUCCAGUAUAAAGAUGACUGUAUCAGGAUGAUUGACAAUGAACCGCUCCCUCAAGAUGGCUUGUUCUGCAACAGGACAUUUGACAGAUAUGCCUGCUGGCCAGAUACUCCUGCCGGGUCGCUGAUCAACAUCUCCUGUCCUUUCUACCUGCCCUGGUAUGAUAAAGUGUCUCAUGGUGUUGUGCGUCAACGGUGUGGCACGGAUGGCCUUUGGGAGCUGGAGGACAACGGGCAUGUGUGGCGUGACAAGAGUGAGUGUGAAGAGGAAAAAGAGGUGACAUCUCAGGAGAUGUGGUUCAAAAAAAUGAUGGUGAGCUUCAGGACGUUGUACACCGUUGGCUAUUCCCUGUCUCUCUUCACUCUCGUAACUGCUCUCAUCAUUCUGCUGAGCUUUCGGAAACUGCAUUGCACACGGAACUACAUCCAUGCAAACCUCUUCCUGUCCUUCAUUCUGCGAGCUGUGUCCGUCAUCAUUAAGGACACCAUGCUGGAACACCAUUGGGGACGGGAGAUCAUGAAACCCACGGACGUGAGCGAGAUGCUCAGCCAUCAGGUACUUCUAUCCAUGCUACACCUGUUUAUGAUUUCUAAGUGUACAUGUUCUGUAAUACGUGGUGUUCCAUAUCCCCAGGCCGCUAUCGGCUGCAGGAUAGCGCAGGUGUUGAUGCAGUACUGUGUGCUUGCCAACCACUACUGGUUCUUUGGAGAGGCCAUUUACUUGUACUCCAUUCUUAUUGCGUCAGUGCUCAUCGACAGCAACAAAUACCUGCCGUACAUCUGCCUCGGCUGGGGAACCCCACUUCUCUUUGUGAUUCCUUGGGUGGUGAUGAAGCUACUGAAAGAAAACAAAGAAUGCUGGGCUGUCAAUGAGAACAUGAACUACUGGUGGAUCAUUCGUUCUCCCAUUCUUUUUGCUUCCCUUGUCAACUUUCUGAUUUUCAUGAAAAUUCUCAAGGUUAUUUUGUCCAAACUGCGAGCCAACAACCAGAGUGAAUAUCCUGGUUACAAACUGCGGCUCGCCAAGGCAACCCUAAGCCUCAUUCCUCUGUUUGGGAUCCAUGAGAUCAUCUUCAUCUUUGCAACAGAUGAGCAAACCUCAGGGUUUGUGCGCUAUUUUAAAAUCUUCUUCACACUCUUUCUCAAUUCAUUCCAGGGUUUUCUGGUGGCUGUUCUCUACGGUUAUUCAAAUAAAGAGGUGAGAACAGAGCUGAAAAGGAAGCUGCGUACCUGGAGGAUAGAGGCUGAGAUUGUGUGUUGUGGACAGUGACUAGCCGGGCUUAACACCCACAUAGACACUUUUUCUAUUGCCACGGUGCCAGAGUGCAGCAGAUCCUCUGACAGCACAACGAGGGCAAUGGCCAAUGCCUCGCCCACUCCAAACAGCUCUUUCAUUUUUCGGCGUCAGAUUCAGACAACCACCCAGCAACCCAAAUCCUCACUGCUGCAUUGUCCCACUGUGAUAAAGGGUGACAGCAUCCUGCAGCAUGCAGACGGAGAUGAGGCUGUGCUGGCGUCAUCUUUGCCAAUGUUCCUCAUUCAUCUUCAAGAGCCUGUGGAGUUACUUCCACAUGUUGCAGAUCAACAGUCAGACUGAUCCGUGCGUUUAUUGUUCAGUUCAAAACUAAUGUGUGAUUUUUGUACAAUUGUGGCAUUGUGUCAUC